CUCUGUCUCUUUCUUUCUCUCUCCUCGCCACUGACUUUGCUCUCUCUGAUUUACAGAAGAAAUUUCAAAACUUUCAAAGCUCAAAUCUUUCUUUUGCCCUUCUCGAUUAUAUCCAUCGUCGUCGAUACCGGAAAUUUCUUCAUCUGAUUAACGUUUUUUUUUUUUUCCCGAAUAUUUUUUCUCUUCCAGAGAAAAAAUAAAAAUCGCUCCUUUAGAUUAUUUCCUUGAUUUUCUUGGCGCGGUUUCGAUUUCACGUUUCUGGGUUUUCUUCGUCGGCCUAUAAGAACGAUAAAUUUCAAAACCGGAAAGAUCCGGUAGUGAAUCUUGAUUUUAUAGUCUAUAUAAAGAAAGAAAUGCAAAAUGGUUGCUAAGAAGGGACGUAGAGAUUCUUCAGACUCUUCUCCGAUUGUGGAGGUUGGAGAGAUUGACACAAGUGCUCCUUUUCAAUCUGUUAAAGAUGCGGUUAACCUUUUCGGUGAAGCUGCUUUCUCCGCUGAGAAACCGGUCAUUCGGAAACCGAGUCCUCAAUCCGCUGAGAAAGUUUUGGUGAAGCAAACAGAGCUUCACUUGGCGCAGAAAGAGUUGAAUAAGUUGAAGGAACAGCUUAAGAAUGCUGAAACCGUUAGAGAGCAAGCGUUGAGUGAGCUUGAAUGGGCUAAAAGAACGGUUGAUGAACUUACUCGUAAGCUUGAAGCGGUUAAUGAGUCGAGAGAUUCUGCAAAUAAAGCGACUGAAGCUGCUAAGAGUCAAAUCGGAGAAGCGAAACCGGGAAAUGUUUCUGUGGCUAGUAGUAGUAGUGAUGCUCAGACUCGGGAUAUGGAAGAGUAUGGGGAGGUAUGUAAGGAACUUGAUACCGCGAAGCAAGAGCUGAGAAAAAUCCGUCAGGUUUCGAAUGAGAUUUUGGAAACAAAGACUGUUGCUUUAAGUAAAGUAGAGGAAGCUAAGGAAGUGAGUAAAGUUCAUUCUGAGAAGAUUGAGUUGCUUAGAAAAGAAAUCGCAACUGUUAAUGAAUCAGUGGAACAAACGAAGCUUGCAUGUUCUCAAGCUCGAAAAGAACAAUCUGAGAUAUUUGCAGAGAAAGAGAUUCAGCAGCAAUCGUAUAAAGCUGGCAUGGAAGAAUCUGCCAAGAAAUCACUUGCUUUGAAGAACGAGUUUGACCCCGAGUUUGCAAAAAAGCUUGAAGUGCAGUUGACUGAGACGUAUAAUGAGAUCGAUGAGCUGCAGAAGCAAAUGGAGACUGCAAAAGCAUCAGAUAUGGAUUCUGUUAAUGGUGUGAGUCUGGAGUUGAAUGAAGCUAAGGGUUUACUCGAGAAACUUGUGGAAGAAGAGAAGUCUUUGCAAGAGUUAGUGGAAUCUCUUAAAGCAGAAUUGAAGAAUGUGAAGACAGAGCACGACGAAGUUGAAGCGAAGGAGGCUGAAAUUGAAUCUGUGGCUGGAGAUCUUCAUUUGAAGCUUAGCAGAAGUAAGAGUGAGCUAGAAGAAUGUGUUGCAGAGGAAUCUAAAGCAAAGGCUGCUUUGGAAGAUAUGAUGUUAACCAUCAAUCAGAUAUCUUCUGAGACUGAAGCGGCUCGACACGAAGCUGAGGAAAUGAGAAACAAAGCUGGGGAGUUAAUGAAGGAAGCGGAAACUGCGCAUCUGGCUCUUGAAGACUCAGAGCUACAUCUAAGGGUCGCUUUAGAUGAAGCCGAAGAAGCGAAAGCUGCGGAGACAAAGGCACUUGAACAAAUAAAGUCAAUGUCUGUGAAAACCAACGCUGCACGUAAUUCGACUUCAUCUGAGUCUGGAUCUCAGAGCAUCACACUGUCUCAAAAGGAGUUCAAAUCACUGAGCAAGAGAGCUGAGGUAUUCGAUAAGCUAGCAGAAAUGAAAGUGGCUGCUGCAUUGGCACAGGUGGAAGCAGUGAGAGCUAGCGAAAACGAGACAUUGAAGAAGUUAGAGACAACACAAGAGGAGAUUAAGAAGCUAAAGAGUGCAACAGAAGAGGCACUGAAGAAAGCAGCUAUGGCCGAUGCUGCUAAGAAAGCUGUUGAAGGAGAACUCAGGAGAUGGCGCGAAAGAGAUCAGAAGAAAGCAGAGGAAGCGGCAACAAGGAUUCUAGCAGAAGCUGAGAUGAAUAUGGCCAGUGAAUCAUCACCGCAACAACAUUACAAAGCUCCGAAACAGAGACCUGUCCAUAACAAACUGGAGAAGACAAAAACAUCUGUGGUAUCAAAGAAAGUGCUUUUGCCGAAUCUAAGUGGAAUCUUCAAUAGAAAGAAAAAUCAAGUGGAAUGGGGUUCUCCUUCAUAUCUCCCUGGAGAGAAACCCUUUUGAUGAUUUCUUCUUUUUUCAAGAAUUGAACUUUUUGUUGUUAUGAACAAUCCAGAAAGUUGUGUGCUUUUUUGCUAAAAGAAGGUUUGUGGUUUGAGAUCAGAAGCAGUUGCAGCUUUGGUCUAACGUGAGAAACUGGUUUAUUGCUGUAAUUUGGAUCAAAGCUAUUUAGGUGGUGGUUUUAUUUUGGCCCUUUCUUGUGA
Arabidopsis lyrata subsp. lyrata is the source of this 2513-nucleotide messenger RNA. Its product is annotated as WEB family protein At5g55860. The transcript has 3 exons. The record is from RefSeq and is a predicted model, not a curated record. NCBI's taxonomy places the organism in Eukaryota, Viridiplantae, Streptophyta, Magnoliopsida, Brassicales, Brassicaceae. Bases 361 to 2313 code for a protein of 650 amino acids.